Knipowitschia caucasica is the source of this 855-nucleotide messenger RNA. The record is from the annotation of a GenBank genome assembly. NCBI's taxonomy places the organism in Eukaryota, Metazoa, Chordata, Actinopteri, Gobiiformes, Gobiidae.
AUGGAGACACCCUCCCGUUGCAGCAGUUUUGAAGAGUACAACGAAACAGCAGAGUGGUUGUUGACUCGAACCAAGAUACGUCCAAUAGUCGCCAUCAUUUGUGGCUCAGGUUUGGGUGGCCUCGCAGAUAGGCUUCAGGACUAUGUUUCAUUCAAAUAUGAAGAAAUCCCACGAUUUCCUACCAGCACUGUUCCAGGCCAUGCCGGGAAGCUUGUCUUUGGAAAACUCGAGGGACAUGAUUGUGUGUGCAUGCAGGGGCGAUUUCACUUCUAUGAAGGAUAUAGCAUACACACAGUGUCAUAUCCUGUGCGAGUCUUCUCUCUGCUGGGAGUGAAAACCCUGAUUGUGACAAAUGCAGCAGGAGGACUCAACGACAGUUAUAGUGUUGGAGAUAUUAUGAUCAUUAAAGAUCAUAUUAAUAUGCCAGGCUUUGCGGGACAAAACCCAUUGUGUGGACCAAAUGAUGAAAGGUUUGGAGUGCGUUUUCCCUGCAUGUCAGAUGCAUAUGACCGUGAGUUGAGAUCUAAAUUCAGGUCUACAGCUGAAGCCAUGGGUGUAACACAGUUCCUUCAAGAAGGCGUUUACUGCAUGUUGGCUGGGCCUUCUUACGAGACCAUUGCAGAGUGCAAAUUUCUGCAGACGAUGGGGGCUGAUUCUGUUGGCAUGAGCACAGUCCCGGAGGUGUUAGUGGCUCGUCACUGUGGCCUUCGUGUCCUGGGAUUGUCCCUUAUAACAAACAAGGUGAUAACUGACUACAACAGUGAAGAGAAAGCCAACCACGAAGAAGUCCUGAGAACCACUCAGGAACGAUCCAAUCUUCUUCAAGAUCUUGUCUGCGGAUUCCUCACAAUGUAA